AACUGUAUAACACUAUAUACUAUACUUUCAUUCAUUCAUUUUCUACCGCUUAUCCUCAUGACCGUUGCAGGGGGUGCUGGAGCCUAUCCCAGUUGGCACAUAUAGACAAACAACCAUUCACACUCACAUUCAUACCUAUGGACAAUUUGGAGUCACCAAUUAACCUUGCAUGUUUUUGGAAUGUGGAAGGAAAACGGAGUACACAGAGAAAACCCGUGAGGAACAUGCAAACUCCACACAGAGGUGGCCGAGAGUGGAAUUGAACUCGGAUCUCCUAGCUGUGCUAGGUCUGCAUGCUAACCACUCAUCCGCCAUGCAGCCCUUAUGUACUUUACUUGAAAUAUGAAAUAUAUUUUAUAUAAAUACACUGAUUUCAUGAAGAUUGCAUGUUUUUUUCCAAUAAAAUUUUAAAGUUUCAUGAACGUUCCUAUCUUUAAAAGGUCAAAACAGCAAGACGUUUCUCAUUAUGGUGGCCAAAAUGAGACCCACCAUGCACGUACUGUAUAUAGCUCCGCCAUUGUUCCAAAUUGACUAACUGCUUAAAGUGACACAAGCCGACUUUUUUUUGUCAUUUUAGAUCAAUCUGUGUGUGAAUUUUAAGGGCUAAAUAACAUUUGAGUCUACUUUUUUUAUAUAUAGAUAUGGGUGUCAGAUAUCCCCCACGGCCCACCCCCUCCUCGUCACAAAACCACCCCCGCCGCCACCCUUCCUAGUCCUCUUCAAGAUCCGACAGGAAGAAGACAGAAGCACAACUUUCCAAGAACGAAUUCGGCGAUAAACACACUUGAGCAGUCAGCCAUGGCUAAUGAACUUGAGGACGUGAGAAAGGAGUUUGUGGGUAAAGUGUCCAUGGCCGUCAUCGACCAGCUUCUGGAUGAUCUUUUGGAUGACAAAGUCUUGAAUGCCGGGGAACGCGAGGCAGUACUUGAGGAGAACAAAAGCAAAUCAAACAAGGCUCGUAUGCUCAUUGACACCGUGAGGAACAAAGGUGAUGAUGCAAGCUGGAAGAUGAUUGCUCACCUUCAAGAAAACGACCCAAAGCUCUUCACGACGUUGGGCCUCCCCGCUCAGCCAGGCGCCUCUCAGGGGGAACGAAGCUGGUCAACUACGCUCGUCAACUGUCCAAAGAAAUUCUGGAAUUCAAAAAAGAAUAAUGAAAAGAUUUAUCCCGUGACUCCAGAGUCCAGCAAGAGCCGCGUGGCCCUGCUCAUCACCAACAUCAAAUUCAGGGAUGAAGGAUUAAACCGAGAUGGAGCUGAAGCAGAUGAGAAGAACAUGGAGAUGUUGUUGCGGGCUUUUGGUUACCAUGUGGUGAAAUACACAAACCUCACAGGAAAGCAAAUAGAUCAGGCCGUCCAGGACUUCUCCAGGCAUUCCAAACUCAAAGACACAGACAGCGUUUUUGUGGUGAUCAUGUCUCACGGGAAACUGGGAUAUGUUCUUGGUGUCAACUGGCACAAGGACCAAACCCUGGAGGGUGCCGCCGAGGAAGAAGAUUUGUUCUGUAUUGAUAACAUUUUCCAGCACCUGGCAUCAGACAAGUGUAAAGCACUGCUGAAUAAACCCAAGGUCAUCAUCAUCCAGGCCUGCAGAGGAGAGGAGAAAGGGUCGGUGCUCGUUAGGGAUAACGCACAGAAGAUGCUGGCGUGUGAUAACGUCGAAGCUGGUGACGACAACUUGGUGGAUGAUGGGCUGCGAGCUGUGCACAAAGAGAAGGAUUUCAUUGCUCUUCUCUCUUGCACCCCUGGUACCGUGUCAUACAGACACCCAGUGACCGGCUCCGUCCUUAUUCAGUAUGUUGUUGACGUGCUGAACACUUGUUCACAUGAGGAACACAUUGAAGAGCUUUUCACUAUGGUCUUGGAACGCUUUGAAAAGUUUGUCUCCGUGUACAGAGGACAGAUGCCAAAUAAACACAGAGUGUCUUUGACAAAACACUUCUACCUGUUCCCAGGUAUCUGAGAACUGAUUGUUUGAUCACUCAACAUAUUUCUUUUAUGAUUUUCUGGCAUGGAAACACUCAUUUUUAAUCAUGUAACUUUACUUAUUGUUGUAAAAAGAGGAAAUCAUGAACUUUUUAAGUGCUUGUAAGACACUAGACACUGCCAUCCUUGACGCAGAUGUCAAUAUUUCACUACUACUUACCAUUGAAGAUUGUCGUCUUGUUUUUCCCAUGAAAUAUUAAAAUACACACAAUGAAUAUUGUUACCACA
Molecule: messenger RNA, 2213 nt
Organism: Doryrhamphus excisus (bluestripe pipefish)
Lineage: Eukaryota; Metazoa; Chordata; Actinopteri; Syngnathiformes; Syngnathidae
Product: caspase a-like
Biological process (GO): proteolysis; regulation of inflammatory response; regulation of apoptotic process
Cellular component (GO): NLRP3 inflammasome complex; AIM2 inflammasome complex; IPAF inflammasome complex
Molecular function (GO): cysteine-type endopeptidase activity
Source: RefSeq, a predicted model, not a curated record